Messenger RNA from Adineta steineri, 2301 nucleotides. NCBI's taxonomy places the organism in Eukaryota, Metazoa, Rotifera, Eurotatoria, Adinetida, Adinetidae. The record is from the annotation of a GenBank genome assembly.
AUGUUAUCACCUCCACAAACAAAUGCUUCGAAUAAUUUAUUUAAUUUAAAUCAUCCAUUUACAUUAAUAACACAACCAAUAUUAGGUGCAAGAUCAAGAAAAAAAGAUAAAAUCGAUUCAAUAACGAAUACGCGUCGUAAUUCAUAUCAUGAUUCAUCCGUUUUAUCAAUUCAUGGAUUAGAAAAAUCUCAAUUUGAAAAUAAAAAUACUUAUCAUAAAUCACUUGAUUCGGGUAUUGAUCUUCCUUUAUCAACAGAUUUAUCUGCUCAACAUAUAACUAUACAUCGACCAUUAAGUACAUUGAAUGAAAAUGUUCAUAUAAAUGAUAAUAAUCACGAACAAUCCAUUCGAAUUCCAAAUCUAAAUUUAGUACGAAAUCAUUCUGUUGAAAAUCUUAUUAAGAAAAAUAUACAUGAACAACAACAACAACAUCAUUCAAAUUCAUUAUUUAACGAAAAAGAAAAGAUUAAUCAUGAUACUCGUUUAAAUACAUUGAAAGAACUUCAUCAACAAACAAAUACACAUUCAUUGACUCAACAACAUCGUUCACCAAAUAAUAUAAAUAUUAAUUCUAUACAUACAAUUACUCGAAAACCAAAUAGACCAUUAUUAAAACAAAUAAAACAUAAAAUAAAUUCAAAUAUUAUUAUCGAACCAUCAAUACCAACAUCAUCAUCACAUCUUACUAAUAAUAAUAAUGAACAAAGUCAUUCAAUUACUAGAAUAACAAACAAUCAACAUAUUAAACCAAAAGCAAUAGCACCAAUUGAUCAUAAUUCAAAUCAAGAACAACUAAGAGCCCAUAUUAAUCGAUCAAUUCUAGAUAGACAAUAUCCAUUGUAUUCACGUAUACCGCCACGAAGAAAUUCGAAAAAAUCAAUAACAUCUUUAGAUAAUUCAUUAUCAAAAGUUAAUAAUCGUUCAUCGAGACAACAAAAACAAUCAACUAAUAUUAUUCAUUCAAAUACAAAUAUUCCAGAAGAUGUUUCUACAAUACAAAAAUUAAAUUUAGUCUCACCUCGUCAAACAAAACAAAUUUUACCUGUAACAUCCAAUGAAAAAAAUAUUAAUAGUUAUCAAGAAAAAAGACGAUUAAAUCAAAAACAAUCUCCUAGAGAUCGAGUUCAAAUUGAACAAACAAUAAAUCCACAUCAUAUUAUUAUAUCAAAUAAAAAUCAUCAAGAAAAAAUAAUCUCAUGUGAUAUAAAUAAAAAACAACGAAUUGAAGAAAAUCAAAUCAGUUCUUUUCUUACAAGUACGCCACGUUAUUAUUGUGAAAUUGAAAAUGAUUAUAAAAAUAAUCGACAACGACAAUUUAUCAAUAAAACAGAUGAGAAAUUUAAAUACAAUCAAUCAAAUAGUACAACAUUUCCAAAACGAACUAUUAAUAAUUUAAAUCGACGACAACAACAACAAUCUACGGAUAUCAUACAGAAAUCAAAAGCAAAUGAACAUAUUAAUGGAAUAAAAAAUCGAAUAAUUCAUCCAAAUAAUGAUUGUAGUGAAACGGAAGAUUUUCGUCGAAAUACUCUUAUUCCUUUUCGAACGCGCUUAACAAGAGAAAAUCGAAUACCGAAUAUUCAAUGUCAUAUGGAACAAACUCAUCAUAUCAAUCAAAAAGAAAAAAUAUCAGAUGAAUCUAUGAAUACUUUAUUACGAACUACUCGAAUUCAUCCAACAAAUACGAAUAAUAUUCAACAAGAAGGAAGAAAAUAUCGAAUUAAUAAUACAUCAAAAAUAAAUUCAAUACAAAUUGAUAAAAAACGAAAAAAAUCGAAUAAAUUUUUGCAAAAAAAAUCAUCAAUAUCGAAGUCAAUUAUAUCAAAUCAAAAACUUAAUUUACAACGAUAUGAUCCUUCUGAAUCAUUAAAUUCAUCGUAUCAUGAGUCAAUCGAUAAUAAAUUGAAUCUUACCUAUCGAUUAGUUGUCAUUAAUGAACAACAACCUCUUCAAAGAAGACUUAUUAUUCCAACUGAGAAUUCUGAAUUUCUCCCAAUAACAAAUGCUUCUUCUCAAACAUCUUCUCAUCAUACAUAUCCAUUUACUUAUACAACAAAUUCUUCUAAUAUUAACAAUGGUAUUAUGGAUAAAUCAUUACAUGAACUAACAACUUCGAAUAAAAGUGAAAAUAUUAUUGAUCAUCGAGAUUCUUUAAUUCUGUCACAUGACAGACUUUCUUUAUCAUUGGGAAAAAUUACAAAUUCAAAAGAAGAUGAUGAUAUAUCAACAAAUGAUGGAUGGAGUGAUGACUCCAUUGAAAUUAUAUAUAUUGAUGAACAUUAUAUAUCACAAAAAAAUUAG